Molecule: messenger RNA, 1928 nt
Organism: Archocentrus centrarchus (flier cichlid)
Lineage: Eukaryota; Metazoa; Chordata; Actinopteri; Cichliformes; Cichlidae
Product: protein Tob1-like
Exons: 2
Coding region: 469-1491 (340 amino acids)
Biological process (GO): regulation of gene expression
Cellular component (GO): cytoplasm; nucleus
Molecular function (GO): transcription corepressor activity
Source: RefSeq, a predicted model, not a curated record
UGCGAAACUCCCGAGUAAGGAGGGAGCUACUCUGCAAAGCCUGCUGAAAGAGGAAAAAUAAAAAACACGCAAAAAUAACCUUAAAAAACAGAAAACCGUAAACGCCAAUCCUCCGAAAUCUACAUGUACUGGAAGACUUUUUUGUAACGCUGAUAAUUUAUUAUAUGUGAAGAAAGUAUUUAUACUUUUUUCCCCUAUUUGCACUAACUAACGGUACUUCAGAACUACUGAGAAUCUUUAUUUUUUACAAAAAAGAAAAAUUAUCACACCCUGUGGAAGGACACCACUUACACAAAACCAGCACUUUUGAUUUUUCAACCUGUUUCAUCCAAGUUCUGGUUGCUUUUGCCAUCCCGAUUGGAGAGCAGCUGUGUUGCCAAACACGGAUAAACAAAGCAGAUCCAGUGGACACGUUCAAGGUCAGACACAAAUAAUCUUGUCGCAUCGGGUAAACCUCAGCAGUUAGCUAUGCAGCUUGAAAUCCAAGUAGCCCUCAACUUCAUCAUCUCAUACCUGUAUAACAAGCUGCCCAGGCGACGGGUCAACAUUUUUGGCGAGGAGCUGGAGCGGCAGCUGAAGCAGAAAUAUGAAGGACACUGGUACCCGGACAAGCCAUACAAGGGUUCAGGAUUCAGAUGCAUCCAUGUUGGGGAGAAGGUGGACCCUGUGGUGGAGAAGGCAGCCAAAGAGAGUGGGCUGGACAUCGAGGAUGUUCGCAACAACCUCCCCCAGGACCUCAGUGUGUGGAUUGACCCCUAUGAGGUGUCCUACCAGAUUGGGGAGAAGGGGCCAGUUAAAGUGUUGUAUGUCGACGACAGCAAUGAAAGUGGAGGUAGUAAUGCUGGACUUGAUUUGGACAAGGAGAUCAAGAACAGUUUCAAUCCAGAUGCACAGGUCUUCAUGCCCAUCAAUGAGCCUGUGAAUGGCUCCUCCCCAGGCUCCAGCUCACCCUCUCCACCUUUUGGUCACUCAGCAGCAGUCAGCCCCACCUUUAUGCCCCGCUCCACACAGCCUUUAACCUUCACAACAGCCACCUUUGCUGCUACCAAGUUUGGCUCCACUAAGAUGAAGAGCAGUGGACGUAACAAUGGCGGCAGUGGUGCUGGGAACAAGGUGGCCCGUACCUCUCCCACCAACCUGGGCCUGAAUGUGAACAGUCUCCUAAAACAGAAAGCCAUCUCCACCUCCAUGCACUCUCUGUACGGGUUGGGCCUCGGAGCGCCACAGCAGCAACAGCACCAGAAGCCCUCGGCACUCUCCCCCAAUGCCAAGGAAUUUGUGUUCCCCAGCCUGCAGGGCCAGGGAAGCCAGAGUGCUCUUUUCCCCGGCGACAGCUCGCUCAGCCUCAGCCCGCUGCAGUACAGCAAUGCCUUUGAUAUGUUUGCGGCCUACGGUGGCCUUAAUGACAAGUCCCUUAUGGAUGGCUUGAAUUUCAGCUUAAGCAACAUGCAGUAUUCUAACCAGCAAUUCCAGCCAGUUAUGGCCAACUAGUACAAGUAAAGGUACUACUUAAGCUACUACUUCAUACAGAAACGACCAGAGAUAAUGUGAUGGGGGGGAAACAAACACAAAUGCACAUUUCAAAAAAAAAAAAUAAGAAAAUUGAAAAAAAAAAAUGUAAACAAGAACCGAAUGUCAAGUAUAAAAGGAAAAAAGUGACUUGUCACCUGUAAGAUCUGUUAUGAGUCUAAGAGCAUGAGCCCGAGGGUGAAUUAUUUUUGCCCCCUUGAGUUUGACUUUUUUUUUCUUUUUUUUUUCCUUAAUGAAGCUUGUAGUACAAAAUGUCCAAGCUUGGUUACCUAAACUUCAACAUGCAUCAUUGUUAUUUCUUUUGCCAACCAAGCACAAAAUAUUUUUUUUAUGUGACUGUUUUAAGAUAUAUAUAUUAAAAAAAAAAAAAGACAAAAAAGAAAAAAAAAACACCACCA